Periophthalmus magnuspinnatus is the source of this 743-nucleotide messenger RNA. It is a transcript of the gene siva1, whose product is annotated as SIVA1, apoptosis-inducing factor. The transcript is spliced from 5 exons. Gene Ontology annotation, biological process: extrinsic apoptotic signaling pathway. Bases 84 to 590 code for a protein of 168 amino acids. Gene Ontology annotation, molecular function: CD27 receptor binding. NCBI's taxonomy places the organism in Eukaryota, Metazoa, Chordata, Actinopteri, Gobiiformes, Gobiidae. The record is from RefSeq and is a predicted model, not a curated record.
UUGUCCUUGUAUUUUUCCCGCACCAAAGCUGCAUCAAACUAGUGCGCAGCUCCGCAAUAGAAGCUUUGGAUUGUGCGAACAAAAUGCCGAAAAGAGCUUAUCCAUUUACCGAGAGCUUUUCUUCACAGUAUAAAAUUCACGUCGGGCAAAAUGAGCUCUGUCAAAACGGAGUCUUUGGAAACAAAUACAGACAGGAAAUCUACGAGAAAACGAAGAACCUGCUUUUUAACGGGGCCAAGGCGGUGAUGGGCAGAAUAUGGACUGGAGAAGAUAAGUGCUCAAUCUCUGUAGCCGAUGAGAACACUGCCAGCAGCCAGUUCCUGCUGAAGGGACAGACUCUCAUUGGACAAGACGGGAAGCUCACGAGGGGAACAAGGGCAAAAGGUCCAUCAUCUAGUGGAGUGACAAACUGCUGUGUGUGUUUGAAGAGCCAGGGCACAGUGACGCCAUGCUCCCAGUGUGACCGUGCAGUCUGCUCCUCCUGCACCAGGCAGUGCUCCUGUUGUAACGGCUCCUGCUGCUCUGUUUGCACAACUAUAGAUUACAGUGGCCGAUAUGAUGAAAUCAUAUGCUGUGGCUGUUCGACGUGAAGGAAAACCAAAGGAAAAGACCAUGAUACUUGAACAUAUGUAGUGUCUAAUAAGUUACAACUAUGACUGCUUUUUAUACUCACCACUCUUGUAUGUAAUGCAAAUUCUAUUGUGUAUAUAUUUCCUGCACAUUUUAUCUGAAAAGUCAAAUAA